AUGGCGGCCUGCAGGCAGUGCUGCCGGUGCCUGCGGCUGCGGCCGCUGGGCUGCGGCGCCCUCGCUCCCCUCGGCCGGCCCGGGCAGGCUCGGGCACUCACCAGUUUGCAAGUGCGAGCUCGGUGGGACAGCGCCGGCUCCCGAGCGGUGGCGGUGGACCUGGGACACAGAAAAUUAGAACUAUCCUCUGGAAAAUUGGCAAGAUUUGCAGAUGGCUGUGCUGUGGUACAGUCAGGUGAUACUGCAGUUAUGGUCACAGCAGUCAGUAAAACAAAGCCUUCACCUUCCCAGUUCAUGCCGUUGGUGGUGGACUAUAGACAAAAGGCUGCUGCUGCGGGUAGAAUCCCCACAAACUACCUUAGAAGAGAGAUUGGCUCUUCUGACAAAGAAAUUCUUACAAGUCGAAUAAUAGAUCGUUCAAUUCGACCUCUCUUUCCAGCCGGCUAUUUUUAUGAUACUCAGGUUCUUUGUAAUCUGCUAGCCGUAGAUGGUAUCAAUGAACCUGAUAUCCUAGCAAUUAAUGGUGCUUCUGCAGCCCUCUCCUUAUCAGAUAUCCCUUGGAAUGGACCUGUUGGGGCAGUACGAAUAGGAAUGAUCGAUGGAGAAUGUGUUGUUAACCCAACAAGAAAAGAAAUGUCUUCUAGUACUUUAAAUUUAGUGGUUGCCGGAGCACCUAAAAGCCAAAUUGUCAUGUUGGAAGCCUCUGCAGAAAACAUUCUACAGCAGGACUUUUGCCAUGCUAUCAAAGUGGGGGUGAAGCAUACCCAGCAGAUAAUUCAGGGCAUCGAGCAGUUGGUCAGAGGAAUUGGUGUUGCCAAGAGGACACCCCAGAAGAUAUUUACUCCUUCACCAGAGAUUGUGAAGUACACUCAUAAACUCGCCAUGGAGAAACUCUAUGCAGUUUUUACGGAUUAUGAACAUGAUAAAAUUUCCAGAGAUGAAGCUGUUAACAAGAUAAGAUUAGAUACAGAGGAACAACUAAAGGAAAAAUUUCCAGAGGUCGACCAAUUUGAAAUAAUAGAAUCCUUCAAUGUUGUUGCAAAGGAGGUUUUCAGAAGUAUUGUUUUGAAUGAAUACAAAAGGUGUGAUGGGCGAGAUUUGACUUCACUUAGGAAUAUAAGCUGUGAGGUAGAUAUGUUUAAAACACUUCAUGGAUCAGCAUUAUUUCAGAGAGGACAAACACAGGUACUCUGUACUGUUACAUUUGAUUCAUUAGAAUCCAGUAUUAAGUCAGAUCAAAUUAUAACAGCUAUAAAUGGAGUAAAAGAUAAAAAUUUCAUGCUGCACUAUGAGUUUCCUCCUUAUGCAACCAAUGAAAUUGGCAAAGUUACUGGUAUAAACAGAAGAGAACUUGGACAUGGUGCUCUUGCUGAGAAAGCUUUGUGUCCUGUUAUUCCCAAAGAUUUUCCUUUUACCAUAAGAGUUACAUCUGAAGUCCUUGAAUCAAAUGGGUCAUCUUCUAUGGCAUCUGCAUGUGGUGGAAGUUUGGCAUUAAUGGAUGCAGGGGUCCCAAUUUCAUCUGCUGUUGCAGGUGUAGCAGUGGGAUUGGUUACCAAAAACAAUCCAGAGAAAGGUGAAAUAGAAGAUUAUCGUCUGCUCACAGAUAUUCUGGGAAUUGAAGAUUAUAACGGUGACAUGGACUUCAAAAUAGCCGGUACAAAUAAGGGAAUAACUGCAUUACAGGCUGAUAUUAAAUUACCUGGAAUACCAAUUAAAAUUGUAAUGGAAGCCAUUCAACAAGCUUCAGUGGCAAAGAAGGAGAUACUACAGAUAAUGAACAAAACAAUUUCAAAACCUCGAAUAUCUAGAAAAGAAAAUGGACCAGUCGUAGAAACAGUUAAGGUUCCAUUAUCAAAAAGAGCAAAAUUUGUUGGACCUGGUGGAUAUCACUUAAAAAAACUUCAGGCUGAAACAGGUGUCACAAUUAGUCAGGUUGAUGAAGAAACCUUCUCCAUAUUUGCACCAACACCUAGUGCAAUGCAUGAGGCAAGAGACUUCAUUACUGAACUUUGCAGAGAUGAUCAAGAGCAACAAUUAGAAUUUGGAGCAGUUUAUACCGCUACAAUAACUGAAAUCAGGUAA
Molecule: messenger RNA, 2082 nt
Organism: Psammomys obesus (fat sand rat)
Lineage: Eukaryota; Metazoa; Chordata; Mammalia; Rodentia; Muridae
Gene: Pnpt1
Product: polyribonucleotide nucleotidyltransferase 1
Exons: 25
Coding region: 1-2082 (693 amino acids)
Biological process (GO): mitochondrial RNA 3'-end processing; mitochondrial mRNA catabolic process
Cellular component (GO): cytosol; mitochondrion
Molecular function (GO): 3'-5'-RNA exonuclease activity; RNA binding; polyribonucleotide nucleotidyltransferase activity
Source: RefSeq, a predicted model, not a curated record